Molecule: messenger RNA, 3745 nt
Organism: Athalia rosae (coleseed sawfly)
Lineage: Eukaryota; Metazoa; Arthropoda; Insecta; Hymenoptera; Athaliidae
Gene: dtr
Product: dynein axonemal assembly factor 1 homolog
Exons: 11
Coding region: 126-3590 (1154 amino acids)
Molecular function (GO): protein binding
Source: RefSeq, a predicted model, not a curated record
ACGUAGAGAAAAAACGGAUAGUAGACGUGAAAGAAUAGAAAAAUUAUCCAACCGAUCCGCAGGGAGAAUUUCAAGGACGAAGAGGUCCUUGCCUCUGAACAGCCCGUGAAAGAUAAAAAAAAAAAAUGGAAGUUGGACCGGCCUUAAACAUAAAAACUCUGACGGACAUCGAGGACGAAAUAAAUCGACGAAGGGAGUCGGAAAAAUCAUCCGGGCUCUGGAAUGACCCAGGAAAAUUUUUGGAGACUUUCAAAGAAGUGGAGAAAGAAAUCGAGAGCGAUAACGCGGUGGUGGAAAAAGAUCCGGCCUCGAGUUUUGAGGAUCUGAAAAAUUUGUUACCGCAGGAAGGGGACGCGCACCGCGAGAACGGAGGACUAGAUUUGAAUGAUUUUGCUGAAAAAUUGCGCGCCGAAAUUGAGGGUGUAAAACAAUGUGCGGAAUCGACGGGGACCGAUUCGUUAAAAGCUGAAAAUUUCGCACUCGCUGCUGACUCCGAAGAGUCGUCGAUGGUUGAAAAUUUCAAAGAACUUAAUCGCGAUGAAAAGUACUCCUCAGAUCCCGACGAAAAUUUAACGAACGACUCGUGUACGCCCGAUGUCAAUGAAAACGUGGAGCGCGAAAACGCUAUGAAAAAAAUUCCAGAAAACGAUUCGCUGCCAACAGCUCUGGAUAAUAUCCAUAUGAAAAAAUAUACCGAAAAUGAUUUUGAGUCCGACGAUUCGGACGAGACGUUGUACGAAGAUUUGAUGAGGAAACCACCCGAAAAAUUCAUAAAACCUCAGAGGAUUUACGAGUUUGACGAAAAGAAAGACGGUAUCAGAAUGACUGAAGAAUUGAUAAUGAAACAUUGCAAGGAGAAUGAUCUGUACCAGACUCCUUACCUCAACAACGUGUUGUACCUGCAUUACAAAGGAUUUUCGUACAUCGAGAAUCUGGAGCGUUACACGGGCCUGAAAUGUUUGUGGUUGGAGAGUAACGGUAUUCGUGAAAUAGCGAAUUUGGAAAAUCAGAGCAAUUUGCGUUGUCUAUUUUUGCAUCACAAUCUGAUCGAAAAAAUCGAGAAUCUCGAAUGCCUGCCGAAAUUGGACACCCUUAAUCUGUCGCACAACUGUAUCCGGGUCAUCGAGAACCUAGGUAGUCUGAAAAACUUGAAGACGUUAAAUCUAUCUCACAAUUACCUUAAGGAUUCAUCUGGCCUUGAACACCUCAAGGAUUUAGAUUCAAUUUCGAUCCUUGAUAUGUCGCACAAUCGUAUAGAAUCGCUCGACGUUGUAGACAUUCUUGGAUCUAUGAAAAAUCUUCGGGUCGUGACGUUGACAGGAAAUCCAGUGAUAAAAUCUGUAAAGAUGUACCGGAAAACUAUGACCUUGAAAUGCAAACAACUCACCUACCUCGACGACCGACCUGUAUUCCCACGAGACAGAGCUUGCGCCGAAGCUUGGAUGCGGGGAGGUCCUGAAGAGGAGGUCGCCGAACGUAACAGGUGGAUUCAGGCGGAACAAAAUAAAAUAAAUGACAGCGUUAAGGCUCUCAUAAAGAAGAAGAAAAAUUUCGAGGCGGUAGCGGCUGCGGAGAAGGAGGAGAAGGAAAGAACGGAGAACCUGGCGCAGGAAGUGGUGGAUGAAUCUGAAACAAACCAGUCGUCGGAAUUGUUGGAAAUCGAAGGCAGAGUUAAAUCUGGAGCUUCUUUGCCCGAUUCGUCAUGCGGCGAGAAUUCUGACGAGGAUAAGGAAAUUGUAGGAGAUUCGGAAGAAAUAGCGAACGACGAUCGGAUCGAGGAGAUAAAGCUACCUUGGAAGACUGAGAUACGCGAGACGAGAGAACCUCCGCGAUUGAUAGAAGAUAUAACAGAUAUAAAAGAAAACGCGAAGGACGACUGUAGGGAAAAACGUCUGGAUAAUGGCAUCGUCGACGACUGCGGUACUCGAGAUCCCGAGGGAGAUUCAAAAAAUAUUUCUUCCUUGGAAAAUGACGGUGUUUCCAUAGAAACGAAAAUAUCUGAAAAAUUAAACUCACCAAUUCUGAUCGAAGAAAUUGUCCCUGAAUUGGAGGAUUCUUCCUGCGGAUCGGGUAAUCACGUGUCCCGGGAACUCGGUUCGAUCCGGGAAGAAAUGAAAGAAUUUUGCGACGGUAUGAAAAAGUUCACGGAAGAAAACGAUAUAAUAUACGACAAGGGCGACGUGGUUGGAUUUUGGGGGAACAAGUCAUCGAGCAAGGAUCCCGAGGGAUCGGAAAACGAGAAACACGAAGAUCAGGUCAAGUGGUGGAGCGCGAAGGAGAGGAAACUGAAGGUGAAAGAGGUGAUGGAAAAUCGUGAAAAGAAAAAGAAAGAAGAAAAAAGAGACAAGAUAUCGAGCUUGACGUCGUCGAUGGAUACCCUACUCAUCGACGUCCCGGUAAUUUCCCCAUCCCCGGGGGAUAAUGAGUCGCCAAAAAUUAGCGGCGGUGGUAAGAGAUCCCAUGAGAAUAUCGAGGGUUCUAACGAGGUGGGUAGGAAGAAAUUCUUCAUCGCUGAGGCUGGGGGUGGAGAUCCUGAGUGGCAGAGGGAAUCCAUCGAAACCAAUUCGAUAAGUGCAAGAUGUCGAAGGCACGUCGUCAAAGAAACUAAAAGAAAAAUGUCUCACUCCUCUCCACUGAUCGACAGCUGCCUAUCAAAUUUAAUAAAAGAUACGGACAGAUUGAGACUCACGCUGUCCGAUAACAACGAGGAUUUACCUGAAAAGGAUCGUCGAGAUCCCGUGGGAAUUUCGUUCGACGAAUUUCAAGCCACUCUAGCCGCAGCCGAGAGUCAAAAGCAUUUGUUAAUUGAGCCGGAUUAUUUGAAAAUCAAAAAAUCCAACGAUCUAUCGCCGUUGGAAACGAAGGAAGCAAGUGAACAUCAGUCGUCCGUUCAACUUGACACUUCGUCGGGUGCGGGUGACGGCUCGGUAAGGACUUUGGUCGAUUCGGAAAGCCCUGUAGAAAUAGAUCACGGCGAUCCCGAAAUCGAAAAUAUGGACGCCGAGCUGCGAGCCAGAAUAACGAGAAACAUUAACGCGCCAAAAACGGAAGAGCAGAAAGAACGUGGAAGAAUGUUGGCUACCGCUUUGAUGACGAGGUCAAGGGAAGCAAUGGCGCGGGGAAAAAUGCCGGAACGAGAUAAUUCCCCGGGUUACGAUUACGACGAGGAUGCUGUGAAUGCGAAGUUGUUAACUACUCGUCAAUUUUUCGGUACAGAGGAUGAAAAAAAUCCAUUGAAUUGUAAAAAAAUCAUUGAGAUCUCCGAAGAUUCCCACAACAAUAAUCAAGAAAGGGAUAACAGUGGGGAGGAUCAGCUCAAUGUUGAAAUUUCUACCGAUUCUUCUUCCGUGGCAAGGACGACUUCCUUGUCAUCAUCUUCGUCAUCUUCUUCUUCGUCCUUUGGAUAUAAAAAAAUGGUCAAAGAAAUCAACGUAAUAUUGGAGAGCGAGGAAUCCUGCAAAAAUUUUCACGAAGAAGAUAAUGAUGAAAUAAAAAUUGAACCUCAAUCUCCAAAUGAUAAUACCAACGUUAUUUCAAGAAAAUUAAAAAAAACGUUAGAAAUGACCUUAGCCCAGGAUAAUAAGAAUUAAGUUGAUAUAUAAUAAAUCCAAUUAAUCACGUACGAUGCAUCACGUCGUCCUACGUGAUUUCCUUGGACCAAUUUCUCACAGCUGUUUUAUUCUUCUUCUUUCCUUUUCUCUACGUUGAAUUUUUUGUCUACCUAUAAUGUAUAUGUAUAUAAAUU